Nycticebus coucang (slow loris) is the source of this 2460-nucleotide messenger RNA. Its product is annotated as adhesion G protein-coupled receptor E2-like. Lineage: Eukaryota; Metazoa; Chordata; Mammalia; Primates; Lorisidae. The record is from RefSeq and is a predicted model, not a curated record. Gene Ontology annotation, molecular function: calcium ion binding; G protein-coupled receptor activity. Gene Ontology annotation, cellular component: membrane. Gene Ontology annotation, biological process: cell surface receptor signaling pathway; adenylate cyclase-activating G protein-coupled receptor signaling pathway.
UGCACCAUGAGAAACAGAUAUCUAUGCUUAUUGCCAGGACUCUCUGUGCUGCUACUGUUGUCAUUGGGAGCUGCAUCUCAGAACUCUGCAGCCUGUGCCCAGUGGUGCCCUCCAAACGCCAUGUGUGUCAACACCACUGCCUGUCGCUGCAAGCCAGGAUUCAUUUCCUCAACGGAGGAGAUCUUCAGUGACCCCACACGGACUUGUGAUGACAUCAACGAGUGUACAUCACCCAGCGGGGUGGACUGCGGAAAAUUUGCAAACUGCCAGAACAUGGAAGGGAGCUACUACUGCACAUGCAUCCCAGGAUAUGGGCUCACUUCCGAGGCUAAAACUUUCCAGAAUAAGAGUGAGAACACAUGUCAAGAUGUAGACGAAUGUCAGCAGAACCCCAGAAUCUGUAAAAGCCACAGCAUCUGCAUCAACACCCUGGGCAGCUACACCUGCCAGUGCCCACCUGGCUUUGUGAUCAAAGCAGAGGACCUGAAGCUGUGCACAGAUGUGAAUGAAUGCACCUCUGGAUGAAACCCUUCAAACUCCACCCACUGUCUCAACAAAGUAGGCACCUAUGAGUGCCGCUGCCGCUGGGGCUGGAAGCCAAUUCCCGGGUCUCCUAAUGGCCCAAACAACACCAUCUGCGAAGAUAUGGAUGAGUGCAGCUCCGGGCGGCAUCUGUGCCACAAGUCUGCUGUCUGCGUCAACACAGUGGGAUCAUACACAUGCCACUGCAGCCUGGGCUGGAAGCCAAAAGCUGGGGUCCCAACCAGCCAAAAGAACCCUGUCUGUGAAGUCCCUGCAGAGAUACCUUUCACCCACUGGACCCUACCCCCAGGUGUCAACAGCCAGAGUCUCUCUGCCUUCUUUGACAAAAUCCAGGAUCUGGGCAGAGACUUGGAGUCAGCCUCAGCCCAGGACACCAUCAAGGACCUCAUGCAGCUGGUAGAUGAGCUGCUGGAGACCCUGCCCCGCUCACAGCAGCACUAUGUGGCCACUCACCUACUGGUUGGCCUGGAGGACGUCCUGAGAGGACUGAGCAAGACCCUGCCUGAUGGGCUGUUGACCUUCAAUUACUCUGCAGGCACAGAACUGUCCCUGGAGGUACAGGACCAAGGAGACAGGAAUGUCACCUUGACUCAGAAUCAGGCAAAGAUGCAACUGAACUGGAAUCUGGCACAGAAACCUGGUGACACAGGCCCUUCUGUGGUGGGCCUUGUGUCCACUCCAGGGAUGGGCAAGUUGCUGGCCGAGGCCCCACUGGUCCUGGAUCCUGAGCAUCUGGCAGCUCUGCAUGAAACACACAAGGGCUGGCUGCAGGAUGUCCCCCCAGUCCUGCUCUCAGAUGUCACCUCUGCCUUUCUGAGCAACAAGAACACCCAGAACCUCAGCUCCCCAGUUACUUUCACCUUCUCCCAUCAUUCAGUGAUCCCUAGGCCAAGGCAGAAUGUAUUCUGUGCCUUCUGGGAGCGUGGCCAGAGUGGAUGUGGACAUUGGGCCACCACAGGCUGCAGGACAGUGGACCCCAGAGACACCAGCACCACCUGCUGCUGCACCCACCUCAGCACCUUUGCCGUCCUCAUGGCGCACUACGACGUGCAGGAAGACCGUCUGGUGCUGACCUUCAUCACCUACGUGGGGCUGGGCCUCUCUCUGUUGUGCCUCCUCCUGGCAGCCCUCACCUUCCUCCUGUGCAAGGCCAUCCAGAACACCAGCAACUCCCUGCACCUGCAGCUCUCCAUCUGCCUCUUCCUGGUCCACCUCCUUUUCCUCACAGCAAUUGAUCAAACCAAACCCAAGAUGCUGUGCGCCAUCAUCGCAGGUGCCCUACACUAUCUGUACCUGGCCUCCUUCACCUGGAUGCUGCUGGAGGGCCUGCACCUCUUCCUCACUGCACGGAACCUGAUGGUGGUCAGCUACUCCAGUGGGAGCACAUUCAUGAGGAGGCUCAUGUUUCCUGUGGGCUAUGGAGUCCCAGCUGUGAUUGUGGCCAUUUCUGCAGCAUCCAGACCUCACCUUUAUGGAACACCUGCCCGGUGCUGGCUCCACCCAGAAAAGGGAUUUAUAUGGGGCUUCCCUGGACACGUCUGUACCAUCUUCUCUGUAAAUUUGGCUUUCUUUUUGAUGACCCUCUGCAUUUUGAGAAACAGACUAUCCUCUCUCAACAGUGAAGUGUCUACCCUUCAGAAUGCAAGGAUGCUGACAUUUAAAGCGACAGCUCAGCUCUUCAUCCUGGGCUGCACCUGGUGUCUGGGCAUUCUGCAGGUGGGUCCAGCGGCCCAGGUGAUGGCCUACCUCUUCACCAUCAUCAACAUGCUGCAGGGUGUCUUCAUCUUCCUGGUCUACUGCUUCCUCAGCCAGCAGGUCCGGGAGCAGUACAGGACAUGGUUUAAAAAGAUCAGGAAAUUGAGACCUGAGGCUGAGAUGUACACACUCUCCAGCAGGGCUGUAUCUGACAUGUGCUAA